AUGACUGUGAAAAUAAUUUCCAUAUUUGUCGCUGUUUUCCUCUUAGCGCUACAGAACGUUGAAACCCUGACAACUGCAGAUCGCAUAAAAGAUGCCGGCUACCAAAGUGAAGAGUAUAAUGUAACCACCCCCGAUGGUUUUGGUAUAACCGUAUUUCGUAUUCGAAAACUGAACGCGCCGAACAAUGUCAAACUACCUGUGGCCCUGCUACAACAUGGCUUAGUUAGCUCCUCCGAUUUUUGGGUGUUGAAAGGUGUACCCGAUCUCUUAGCCUAUACUUUAGUUGAGAAUGGAUAUGAUGUAUGGUUGGGUAAUACCCGUGGUAAUCCUUAUGGCGGCUAUCACCCCAAAUUAUCAACGGAUUCUCGAGAAUUUUGGCGUUUUACAUGGCAUGAAAUUGGUGUUCUGGAUCUGCCCAGUAUUAUUGACUUCGUAUUGAAAACGACCAAACAAAAUAAUCUGCAUUAUGUUGGUCAUUCUCAGGGUACUACAUCAAUGUUUGUAUUACUGUCCACCUAUCCGCAAUAUAAUGCGAAGUUGAGGUCAGUACAUCUAAUGGCUCCGGUGGCCUUUAUGGAACAUAGCACUUCUAAAUUGAUAAAGCUCUCCGCACCAUUACUGGGUAGUUAUUCCUUUAUGACGCCAUUGGCUGGUGACAACGCCCUAAUUGACAAUGUUUUCAUCCGCAACAUUUUGGGAAUUGAAAGCUGUCGUCGAACGGAGGGGGAUGUCUAUCCCGACUUUUAUGAAACUCAUCCGGCCCGUUGUUCAACCAAUCAAGCCAUACAUUAUGUGCAGCUUUAUAAAUCGCGUAAAUUCCGUCAAUUUGAUUUUGGAACUAAGGGCAAUAAGGAACGUUAUAAGCAGGAUACCCCUCCAGAUUACCAAUUGGCCAAUAUAAAUCCACAAUUUCCACUGCAUUUCUAUCACAGUAACGAUGAUGCUUUUGCAGCGGUUGAGGAUGUCAAGCACUUGUCCGAUCUUUUGGGUAAUAAAACUGUUCGACAUUUUAUUGAUUUGGAUAAUUUUUCCCAUAUGGACUUUGUCAUCGGCUAUAAUAUUAAGGAUGUCAUUAAUGGUGAUGUUCUGAAUGAAAUGAAGCGGGUCGAUGGUUUGUUGCAGUAG
Musca vetustissima is the source of this 1125-nucleotide messenger RNA. RefSeq names its product lipase 3-like. Lineage: Eukaryota; Metazoa; Arthropoda; Insecta; Diptera; Muscidae. The coding region runs from base 1 to 1125 and encodes 374 amino acids. Gene Ontology annotation, molecular function: hydrolase activity, acting on ester bonds. Gene Ontology annotation, biological process: lipid metabolic process. The record is from RefSeq and is a predicted model, not a curated record. The transcript is spliced from 3 exons.